This is a messenger RNA of Lactuca saligna, 1636 nucleotides long. The record is from the annotation of a GenBank genome assembly. NCBI's taxonomy places the organism in Eukaryota, Viridiplantae, Streptophyta, Magnoliopsida, Asterales, Asteraceae.
GGACUUUUAAAGUGAGAUUCGAUUCACCAAUUUGUAUAUAAGAAAGCCCAAAAGCUAGAUACCAUUCGUCAAAUACUAUAUGCCUUAAACCACAACAAUGAAAGUUUUCAUUGUAUUUGUCCUUCUCAUAGUUAUUAUAAGCCGAUCUGUUUUAGGUAUUCGUGUAGCCACUAAAUUUCAAACUCCGGGUACGUUUAAGCAGUACAACAUUUCGAUCAACGAUGAGGGACUUUGGGCACUUGGAUUCGAAUGUCAAUUAGAAAAUGGAGAACAAGAAUUCCAUCUGAUCAAUCCUGGAGAUGAAUCUAUUAUUGAGGUUCAUGUUGAGGACAAUGAUGUUACGUCUGUUCCUUGCCUUUUCUAUUGGUCUAAAAAGGAUAGGAGUGUUCAUGUCUUUGACCAAAGCCUAAAGAAACACUGUGGCGAUGAUUUGGUUAAUACAUAUAAUUGACAGGCCUAAAUUUGGCAAGACUACUAUACUGAUUGAUAAGAGUCAUGAUGCUAAACAAUAUGCAUGUUGAAGUCGGGAGACUACAUUGACGAGGUAAUUUUUAUGUUAAAUUAUGUUACAUUAGUAUUGAUGCCUCUAUGAUGAGCCUAAUGUUUUCGAUUGCAAAAUGUAAAAAAAAAAUUAUAUUGUUGGAUAUCAUAAUAGGUAAAAGCAUGAAUUCUUUGGUGAUAGAAUGGAAUUGAAUGAGAAAAGAUCAUUUUUUUUUGUUGAUGGGAUGGAAUAGAUGUUACUAUUUAUUCCAUCAUUGAAUCGAAUGUUAAAUUUCAAUACCACACGUUUUUAUUUAUUUGAUUUUGUAAUGACGACAAAAAUUCAAUAAAGUCACGUAAUUUUAGUUAUGUUACAAUAUUAUUUUCAAAAACGUAACUACAAAGCAUAUUUUCCAUUCUAACCUUAUUUAGAUUUCGUUGAAGUUUUUAUCUACUUAAUUUUUUUCAUCUGUUUAAAUAGAAAUUCAAUGAUUAUAGCUAAUUAAUGUAUAAUGCGGAGUUAAUCCAUACAAUAUUACAUAUAAUUUGAGAAAUCUGUAUAAGAAUAAAUCUAAUUACUAUAUGCCUAUCAAAACAUACUAAUAUACAAUAAUCGAUAAUUUUCUGGAAAUUUAAAACAAAAAACUUCACUUUCAAACCUCUAUCAAUAUUUUCUCAAUUCUAUUGGUUGCAUGAGAUUUUUUGAUGACAAAAAGAUUAAAAGAUAUUCCAUGAUUUCAGUUAUUUUACAAUAUUAAUAUUUGUUUUGAAAAUAACUACAAAACACAUUUUCCAUUGUAAUGUUAUUUGGAUUUUAUUGAGUUUUUAAAAUCAUUAUUUUUUUUAUCUAAGUUUUAUUUUUUAACAGCAAACCUAAUCUACUUUUAAGCUACUUUUAACAUUUAUCUAAAUUUACAAAAAUACUUGAACUUUCAACAUUUAAGAGGAGGACAAUACUAGAUAUCAUUGGAUUAAAAACUCUUUGAUUAUAAUAAAUCCAUUGAUUAUAACUAAUUAAUGUAUAGAACGGAGUUUAACCAUAUAAAACAUACUAAUAGAAAAUAUGUGGAUAAUUUUCAUGCAACUAAAAACAAUAUAUAUAUAUAUAUAGAGAGAGAGAAAACUAAGUUCAUGUAAUCUAAUUAUUUAUUGUGUG